UGGCUGUUUGGGGAUAAAGCGCGGCGCUAUUCGGUCAUGUGAUUCCUGCCUUUUUUCCCCCUCCUUCGAAGUUGAAAGGCAGGAGCAGAGCAGAGGAGGGGGCCCAGCUCAGCUCAGCUCAGCUCGUCUUUCCUGCUUGUCGUGGAUGCAGCCUUUUCUCCUCCUUCUUCCACCACAGUAAUAUUUGCUUUUCGCUCGUUUUUUUUUUUUAAUUCAACGAAACAUUUCUUUCACAAUGGCGGGAGCUAUCAUCGAGAACAUGAGCACCAAAAAGUUGGUGAUACUGGGAGUUACUCUGCUUUUGUUUCAGGCGCUCGCCUUCAUGGUCGGCGGGUUAAUUGCUCCCAGUCCCACCAGUGCGGUGGAAUACCUGACAACAAAAUGUGUGGACAAAGAUGCACCGAAGACCAAGUGGUUCAUGCCAUGGGGUGUUAACCAGUGUAAGAAGGUCAAGACGUUCGACGAGGCCACGGCUCAGAAGAUCGAGGCUAACCACAUUGUGUUCGCCGCGCACAUUCCCAUGCCCAAGAAAGAGAUGAGCCCCUGGUUCCAGUUCAUACUGGUCAUCCUGCAGUUCGACAUCGCUUUCAAUAUGAACAACCCGAUCGUGGACGGAGCAGUAGUCACCAUCGAUGCUAGCCUGGCCUACAGAGAUGAUUUGUUCAGCGAGUGGACAGAGAUGGCUCACUCGUUGGAACACAGGAACCUGAACUGCAACUUCACCUCUGAAAAGACCACUGAGAACGAGGGCCGUUACUACGGAUGCGACCCCCUGCCGUUCAUGGAGGUGGGCAGCGUGGCUCACAAAUACUACCUCAUCAACAUCCGCCUGCCGGUCAAAGACAGGAAGACGGUCAACAAUGGGAUCGGGGAGAUCAGAGACAUUCGUCUCGUGAGCAUCCAUCAGAACGGAGGCUUUACUCAGGUUUGGUUCGCCAUGAAGACUUUCCUCACACCCAGCAUCCUCAUCAUCAUGAUCUGGUACUGGAGGCGGAUCACCCUCAUGACCAGACCGCCCGUUCUCCUGGAAAAGGUGAUCUUUGCUCUGGGCAUCUCCAUGACGUUCAUCAACAUCCCAGUGGAGUGGUUCUCUGUGGGCUUUAACUGGACCUGGAUGCUUCUAUUCGGAGACAUCCGACAGGGAAUCUUCUACUCCAUGCUGCUGUCCUUCUGGAUCAUCUUCUGUGGUGAACAUCUCAUGGACCAGAUGGAGAGAAACCGUUUUUCAGUUUAUUGGAAGCAAGUCGGCCCGAUUGUGUUUGGUUCCUUCUGCCUUUUUAUCUUCGACAUGUGUGAGAGAGGUGUCCAGCUAACAAAUCCCUUCUACAGCAUCUGGGCUUCAGACGUAGGGACGGAGUUGGCCAUGUCCUUCAUAAUUGUGGCAGGAAUCUGUGCCUGUCUCUACUUCCUGUUCCUCUGCUUCAUGGUGUUCCAAGUCUUCCGUAACAUCAGUGGUAAAAGGACUUCACUGCCUGCCAUGUCCAAGGCCAGACGCCUGCAUUAUGAGGGUCUGAUCUUCAGGUUUAAGUUCCUCAUGCUGGUCACACUGACCUGUGCUGCCAUGACCAUCAUCUUCUUCAUCAUCAGCCAGGUGAACGAGGGCCACUGGCACUGGGGUGACCGCACGGUGCAGGUCAACAGUGCCUUCUUCACCGGCAUCUAUGGGAUGUGGAACCUGUACGUCUUUGCCAUCAUGUUCCUCUAUGCGCCUUCGCACAAAUGCUACGGAAACGAUCAGUCAAGUGGUCAGUGCAUUGCUGGUGACGGUGGAGCCACCAGCGGAGAAGACAUCCAGCUGACCACCACCAUCACCCAUGUUGAUGGGCCCACUGAGAUCUACAAAAUGACUGGGAAAGAGGCCCAGGAAUAGUUUACACUGUCCCAGACGCCUGUCUACUCUCCACUACUCUCAUACACACCUCCCACCCAUCGCCCCCCCCCUCCCAUAGCGUCAACACUCUACUAGACAAGCGGUUGCUCACUCCCAUCAGUAAACAUUAAACCUGUUUAGAUGGCGCCAUGUUUCCAUAGUCGUCCAUGUAACCUUCACGCCGGUCCCUCUUAUUUCAGUCACUUUUUAUAUUAUACGUAUAUGUAGACUGUUGUGUUUGUAAAUGUUGCACAAUGUCUUUUCCAUAAAACUGGGUACUGAAAAGCUGCUUUAGCUGGAUGUUGCAUGUAGCAGCUGUUACAUUCUGGUUUUUAAACAGACCGAGAAGAAGGCAGUGAAGACAUUUCAGCUGACUGUCCUGCUCUACCGUGUUCUCCUUCUUAUCCAGGCUCACACAGCAGGUGGGUGACAAGCUGCUGGUACUAUUAUUCUGGGUUUCUUUAAUCACUGGGGGAAAUGUACACAAGUCAUUUGCUACAUUGCUAAAUCAUUAUGCAUUCAUUGUGUUACAAUGUAGAUAUCCAUAUUGGUUUUUUUUAUAAGAGUGCUUAUUUUCAGCUUCACAAACUGUAGCACCAAGCUUUGAGUGUUUGGGAGGUAAACUGUAGCCUUAUACAUUCUGUAUUUAGUUUAGUUUUUUCCCCUUUUGUAUGCUUAUUUAAAUAAAAGACUUUUACUCUAUAU
Molecule: messenger RNA, 2575 nt
Organism: Xiphophorus couchianus (Monterrey platyfish)
Lineage: Eukaryota; Metazoa; Chordata; Actinopteri; Cyprinodontiformes; Poeciliidae
Gene: wls
Product: Wnt ligand secretion mediator
Exons: 12
Coding region: 236-1870 (544 amino acids)
Biological process (GO): Wnt protein secretion; Wnt signaling pathway; intracellular protein transport
Cellular component (GO): endomembrane system; organelle membrane
Molecular function (GO): Wnt-protein binding
Source: RefSeq, a predicted model, not a curated record